This is a messenger RNA of Aphis gossypii (cotton aphid), 525 nucleotides long. RefSeq lists its product as uncharacterized. NCBI's taxonomy places the organism in Eukaryota, Metazoa, Arthropoda, Insecta, Hemiptera, Aphididae. The record is from RefSeq and is a predicted model, not a curated record. The coding region runs from base 1 to 525 and encodes 174 amino acids. The transcript has a single exon. Gene Ontology annotation, molecular function: protein dimerization activity.
AUGAAAACUUUUGUUUAUUAUGUUGUAUUAGAUGAUCUAUUUAAUGGCUUAGAAAACCGUUUCAAUCAAGAAACAUUAGAUCUUAUACAUGCUAUAGGUCGUAUGAUGCAACACAAAAUGGAAAGUUCAGAUAUUGAUAUUUUAACUAAAAAGUUUGAUUUACAUAGAGAUGAAUUUGAAGGUGAACUUAGACUAAUUCAUGCUAUUCCAGAUUUUGAAGAAGGAACUUCAAAUAAUACCUUACAUAAAUGGUUGGAAAAAUUAUCAGUCCUUGGAAAUUUUAUAAAUGUUCAUAAAACUUUAAAAUUAUUUUCAACAAUCCCUGUUACGACAUGCUCAUGUGAGAGAGCUUUUUCAAAACUUAGUUUAGUAAAAACUAAAUUAAGGAGUCAAAUGAAGCAGAAAAGAUUAGAUUCUAUGAUGAUGAUUUUUGUGGAACAAGAAUUAGCAUCACAAAUCAAUCUAGAAGACAUAAUUGAUGAAUUCAAGUCCAUAUACCCGGGUACACGUCGUCUUGAAUUAUAA